AUGCCGAACGAAAAAUUAUCAGUAUCGGGUGUAGAGACCUUAACCUGUCCCGAUGCUGCAAAGGUUACCAAUGCGAGCAGCUACGAUGAAGCGGAGGAGCUAUUACUUCUACACAUGGCAGACAAUCAUGAGCCUGUCUCUCCGAAGCUCAAGGUGAUCAUGGCGUUAGAGGAAGGCAGAGACACGUCCAGCAUAGGAAAACAGAGACAAGUGUCUCCAUUACUUAUGGAACGUCCUAAAAGUUCGGGGAUUGACAUGACAGCUUUCUGCUUCGGAAGGCCCACCCAGGGUCCAAAUUCUUUCUCCCUUCAGCCAGCAAGGCGCUCUCCAUUGGGCACCACGACUCAAAAAACCGAUGCUCCUCUCGAUCGUGGAACGAACCAACCUAUGCUAAUGCUCGUCGGGAUACGCAGUUCUUCGUAUCCAGAGAAUGCCGAGUCUGGCACUGGCAAUCAGAGGGCGGCAUUGCAGAAUCAGCUACCAGAAAUGCAAAACCCACAUUCUACCUCUCCAGAUACGGGAAACGCGACAGUGGAUGGUGUACAAAGCUUACAUGCUUCACAUUCUAAGGCCAGACCUGUGCCACAAGAUGAUCAACUGUCCUUAGCCAACCCCCGAAUGAUGCCCCCUGAGAACGCAGCACUGCCCGGCCUUAAGGAAGGUGCCAAGCGCUUGGCCACGACUCGUCCUCUUAAAUCCCUACCUGUUCCCAAUCAUCGUAGCGAACAGAGCAAGGCGCAUGACCAACAUGUAUUGGCACGUAUUAACAAUAAAGCCAAAGUCGGAAAACGCCAGGGUUCAAACCGAAGUCAGGGCCCCAACACGAAGAAGCCAUCUAUUAUGGGAUCUGAAAACGGAGGAUCUAGGUUGUCGGAGGAAGAAUUAUUCCACUUGUUAAUUGAUCGUAUCAGGGAUCGUGAGGAAACUGCAAUUGCUGCUUUUCAUCUCCGAGAGCAGAUGGAGGCAGAAGCUAUGAAGGUUGCAGAAGAGAAUCAUACACUGAAAAGCCAGCUGGCACUGUCCAACAAGCAAGUUCAGAAACAAGCAUCUGAGUUAAAAGUCUGCGAGUCACGGCUCGGAGUAUGGAGAUCGAAGAUCACGAAGUUUAAGGGCUUCCUGAACGAACUUGGCUGCGACUUUCAGAAUCUUCGCGGCGAAGCCAUUCAACUGAAAGCAACAAGGAAGGAGUUGUUUAACGAGCGGGAUGAGAUAACCACUAGCAUCAACGAGGCAAGAGCCCAUUUAGCCGAGGCUUCAACCAGUGUUGAUAAAAGGCGAGAUCAACUGCUGAAGGUGGAGGGCCAACUUAAUUUGCUCAAACAGGAUUUGAAAAAUGCGCAGGACAGAGCCAAUUAUCUUCUAAGUCAACUCUCCGAUGAGAAGAAAAGGUCCAAGCUUCUUGAAAUGUAUAUCCAAGAUUGCUCUCGGACCCAGACAACAAGGAUGGGGCAGAUCAUGUCGCACCAACAUGAAAUGAUGAAGAAUCUCGACACGGCUUUCAAAACGUUGGGGCACCAGCACGAUGCUUCCCUCAAGAUCAUUCAGGAAAAUCUACAUCCUGAUGUCAAUGAGUGUCUGGCUUCGCUUCGAAAAAUGUCAGAGAUGUUCUCAAGUGACGAGAAGGAUGCACAAGUCUGCAAAGAUCUUAUCCAAAGUUUCGCAUCUCGUAUGGACUCAAUGAUGCUGCAGAUAAAUGCAGAUGUUGGUAAAGGGGCCGAGGCAAAUGCAAGUCUGACUCAAACUCUGAAAGAGCAGGUCACAGUCAUCGAGAAGCAGAUUGCUAGCGACCUCGACUUGUCCAAAAAGCUUUCUGUAAAUUCGGAUAAUUAUGGAAGCCUGCUGAAAGCUCUCGACCCAUUCACCACGACCACUGAUAAGAUUGCUUGCUCGGUGCAGGGAUUAGAGGCCAAGGACAUCGGGCUGGCUGACCAAAUGAAUGCCCUAAGAAUUAGCCUAGCAGAACUACAGAUUCCCCAGCCGAUUAACAUGGCAAAAGAAGAGGCCUGUCGUUACGAGAUGAUAGUUGCCGAAAUGAGAGACAAGAUGGAGCAUAUGUCGGAAGAUCUCAAGGUGGCUCAAGAAGCACUUAAAGCGAAGGAGCUUGAGACGGAAGCGAUAAGAAUAUCCCUAUCAGAGUCAUCAUCGAAGGCCAACGAUGCUGAGUCCCGCGCUCGUGCAUUCGAACUGGAAGCGGCUGCAUUGAGGGAUGAAGUCAAGUCUGUCGAGUCAAGGGUCCGUGAGGAGCUCAAUCGAGCGAGUGUUGUCUCCCGAGAACAAGGCCGAGCGAGAUACGACCAACAACUUCAUGAGCUUUUGCGUGAGAAGGUCGAAGUUGAGAGGAAUAUGGAGAGGAUCUUAACGCAGCUGGCUGAGGCUCGACUAACGCUGGUGGAGAGCGAAGACAAAGCGAAGGAGCGUGAGGAUGAGAUGCAGCUCAUUCUCACAUCUAAAGAAAAGGAGAAUGAGGAACUCAAAUGCCGCGCUUCAGAGAGUGCAGCUAAACUAGAAGACCGGAAUAUGGAAUUAGCAAGACUUACGGAGUUGCAGUCCCUCGGCGAAACUCAGCUGGCCACGCUCCACCAUGAAAUCGAAAAAGCCACUAGUCGUAUAACAAUCCUCGAAAAAGAACGCACCGAAAUUUGUAAUGAGAGCCACAAAUUAACGGAGCAUCUUCAAGCGAAGCAUGAUGUACUUCACGCUGAAUUUCAGGAAAAGGAAGCAGAAUGUGCCCUUAUCCAGACUCAACUUACAGCUACGAUGUCAGAAAAGUCCGAUCUCGAAUGCAGGCAACAGAAAAGCAAGGAAGAGAUGGAGGCAUUAACGAAAAGGGUCCAAGAAUCGGAGCACGGGAUGAAAAAGGUUAGGGAUAUACUCAGUCAAGUGGGUAUAUCUACGCCUGGAAAGACUUUCACAGAGGUAUGUAGCAUCUUGGAGACUACUCUGCGCACGGCCCAGAAUAAGACCACCGACCCUCAAUCGAAUUCUCCGGGAGGAAAGGAAGGCAUCAGUUGUUCGAACCUCGGGACUUCGACACCGCAAAAGAACAAUAUGAGCCUAGGACAAGAAUUGUACAAGGCCACAGAAGUGAUUUACAGAGCGCAGAGUAUCCAAGCAAGCAUAAUAUCCUCUCCUUUCCCGCGAGAGAACAGCACAGCAAACCAACAGCAUCUCUGCUCGGCGCAGAACCCCAAUAUUGUACCAUUCUCGAGCAUUCGCCACCAGUCUUCUCCGAUGGAUAGCUCAGUGUUUGGAAAUGAUCAGGAUGAGCUUGCAGCUAUGUUGUUGAUCACGCCUGAGAAAAAGGUGAUCACAGAAUGUGAUAACACCAGCAAAUCGGAUGAGACCCAAGCGACAAAACGGGCGGUGGAUAUGGAACAACAGGAAAAGAUAUCACAGAUGCAUGCUCCUGGAAUGGCAGCUGAUGAAGCUGCCGUCACAGUCAAAGCCCCAGUGCCACAUCCGAGUUCCGAAUCACAGGAAAAGGGUAAGCAGAUGCCUGACAGUAAAGGCGACAUCAAAGCGAACACAACGAAGGCCAAAUCAGUCACUUUUGAGACACAAAGUCCAACAUCUGCGGGCUUGAAACGAAAGCUACCAGAGGCCAAGAACAAUGACGCUCCGAGCAGCGUGCAGAGUAUGUCGCUAAUCGAGGACAGACCGGCACGUGUCAACCGGCGAACAUAUUCCCGCGCUCGACAUUCAAUGUCAAGAGGCGCAGCAAAAGCUACGGAUCAAGCCGCUCGUCCCUCUGCAGGUGGGAUAGCGGACAGAGACAGUCAUGCCACCACCCGCGCCAAUGCAAACAAACGAACAAGAGCCUCGAUAGAUCCUCCUGCUCAGAAACCGCAGACGAAGCCGGUGACUGAGUACUUUGAGCGCAAAUCGAGCCCCACGAAGCUUGCUUCUGGAAGCAGCCGAACUCCUUCGAUGAAUGCAAGCCAGAGCAAUAACCAAAAGUGGCCUGCUCGUAGUGGAAGAGGUUCACGAAGGACGAGAGGUGAGCAACCCAUACAACACGUGGAUUGACGCUAAAUCCGAUAGGGGAUCAUUACAACGCGC
Messenger RNA from Aspergillus ibericus CBS 121593, 4059 nucleotides. RefSeq lists its product as uncharacterized. The record is from RefSeq and is a predicted model, not a curated record. The transcript has 6 exons. The coding region runs from base 1 to 4026 and encodes 1341 amino acids. Lineage: Eukaryota; Fungi; Ascomycota; Eurotiomycetes; Eurotiales; Aspergillaceae.